Arabidopsis lyrata subsp. lyrata is the source of this 863-nucleotide messenger RNA. RefSeq lists its product as uncharacterized. The transcript has a single exon. Bases 17 to 625 code for a protein of 202 amino acids. Lineage: Eukaryota; Viridiplantae; Streptophyta; Magnoliopsida; Brassicales; Brassicaceae. The record is from RefSeq and is a predicted model, not a curated record.
ACAAAUACAAAAAUCAAUGGCUUCUUUUCACAGAUUGUUAUGUUUGUUCCAAAACAUUCUUGUAUCGUGUCUGAAUUUCACACUCCUCCUCCUCUCCCUCUGUUCUUUCGUACCAAUCAUUCUUCUUAGAAACCCUCCAACUUCACUUGGUUUAGCCUUCAUCGCGGUCUCUCUCGUAUCUCUGAUCUCCUCUUUUGGUGGUGCCUCUUCGCACCAAUCUCGAGCCUGUUUCAUUGUUCGAAUCACCCUUCAUGUUUCCUCAUUGACGGGUCAACUAAUGGCAGUUUUAAUGUUGUUUAGUAGAGAGAAACAGAGUCUUGCUUUGCUGAUAUCGCCUCGAGACCCAAGAGAGGCUAAAGCUUUAGUUAGGAUAGAAUGUGGUGUUUUCAUGGCGAUGAUUCCGUUACAGAUGAUGGUUCUAGUGCUGGCUUGUGUGUUGCAUUGUUAUUGGGUUAGAGAGUUCCAAGGGUUAGAAGUUGAGAGUGAAGAUUCUUUUAGAAGAAAAUGUAACCGAAGAUUCUCGACCGUUGAAGAAGCUACUGGUUCGGAUGUCAAAGAAAUGGAAUUGGAAGAGAAAACGAAUGCGAAACAUGUUCAGUGGGUCAAAACAGAUUUUGAAGGUUAAGUAACUUAAAAGUGGAAUAAUUCUUUUGAAUUUUUCGCUUCUUCCAUCGAGUCACUAUGUUGGUGGCUCUUACUCUGUUAGUGUUUUUAUGAGUACAGUUUGUGUUUAUUGUUCAAAGCUAUAUUUUAUGUCUUGGUUAAGAAAAUUAUUUAUUUGCUGUAACAAAACUCUGUUAGGUUCUCAACAAUGUUGUAAAUUAUCCACUUAAAUGUUUCAGUACUGGUCGAUCUUGUGUUUU